Lonchura striata (white-rumped munia) is the source of this 2092-nucleotide messenger RNA. NCBI's taxonomy places the organism in Eukaryota, Metazoa, Chordata, Aves, Passeriformes, Estrildidae. The record is from RefSeq and is a predicted model, not a curated record.
ACCCCCAAAACUCCAUUUUUUUCCCCGAUUUUCAAUGGUUUUGCCCCGUUUUUGCAGCUUAGGAAGCUUUACUUCAGCAAAGGGAGGGAACAGCCACAGCCGGGCCGUUCCUGCCAUGGGCUCCGGCCCCAUCGACCCCAAGGAGCUCCUCAAGGGCCUCGAUUGUUUCCUGGGCCGGGAUGGGGAGGUCAAAACCAUGGAUGGCAUCUCCAAAAUAUUCAGCCUCAUGAAGGACUCGCAGAAGAUGGUGAGUCGCUGCAUUUACCUGAACAUCCUCCUGCAGACCCGGGCCCAGGACAUCCUGGCCAAGUUCAUCCGGAUCGGGGGCUACAAGCUGCUCAACACGUGGCUGACGGGCUCCAAGGCCAACAACAACGUCCCCUUCCUGCAGCAGCUGCUGCUCACCCUGCAGCACCUCCCGCUCACCGUCGACCACCUCAAGCAGCUCCGGCGCCUGGCCUCCAUCCUGGUCAGCGACUGGAUGGGGGUGAUCCGCUCCCAGAGCAGCUCUCAACCCACAGAACGGGAUAAGAAGAAGAGGAAAGAGGAAAACAAAAGCAAAACCCCAGUCCCGGAGAAGCCCCAGGAGACCAAAAACGAGGCAAAAAAUGAGGAAAUUCCCGAAAAAAAACGGGAAAAACCCAAAUCCCUGCGGACCACGGCCCCCAGCCACGCCAAGUUCCGCUCCACAGGGCUGGAGCUGGAGACGCCGUCGCUGGUGCCAUUGAAGAAACUGAAUUCGGCCUCGUCUGACAAAUACAACCUGAAACCCGUCCCGGUGAAGAGACAGAGCGCCCCGACAGCCCCCGGGGAGGCUCCUCUGGCAGAGAAGAAAUACAAACCCCUGAACACGGCCCCAAACGCGGCCAAGGAGAUCAAAGUGAAGAUCAUCCCCCCGCAGCCCAUGGAAGGCCUCGGGUUCCUGGAUGCCCUGAACUCAGCGCCCGUCCCCGGCAUCAAAAUCAAAAAGAAGAAGAAAGUUCUGUCCCCAACAGCAGCCAAGCCCAGCCCCUUCGAGGGAAAGCCGGCGCCGGAGCCCAGCACGGCCAAACCCUCGUCCCCAGAGCCGGCAGCCGCGGAGCCCAUGGACACGGACCGGCCGGGGACGCCGGUGCCGGCCAUCGAGGUGCCCGAGCCCAUGGACACCGGCUCGUCAGAGGCCGGGGGUGACCCCAAGGCCACCGACGUCCCCUCCGAGGGCGGCGCGGCCCCGCGCAGGACCCGCAAGAAGAAAUCGGUGUCGUGGCCCGAGGAGGGGCGGCUGCGCGAGUAUUUCUACUUCGAGCUGGACGAGACCGAGCGGGGUGAGCCCCAAACGAAAAAUGAGAAAAAAAAAUCCUUUGUGAUCCCAGAAAAACCCACUGAGCUUUUUUCACCCCUCAGCAUUCCUGACAGCCCCCACGAGCCCGACCCGGAAUCCUACGAGCCGCUCCCACCCAAACUCAUCCCCUUGGACGAGGACUGCUCGGGCGAGGACGGGGCCUAUCCCGAGGGGCUGGAUCCCGGGAAUUCCGCCGCCUCCCCGGAGCCGGGCGCGGGGGCCAAGCUGCCCCCGGUCCUUGCCAACCUCAUGGGCAGCGUCGGGGCGGGCAAGGGCCCCCCAGGACCCCCCCAAAACGCCCCCAUCAACAUGCAGGAGAUCCUCAGCUCCAUCAUGGGCGGCCCCAGCAGCCACAAGGCCGAGGAGCUGCUGAAGCAGCCGGACUACUCGGACAAGAUCAAACACCUGCUGGGCAACCUGGGCAGCCAGCCGCCGGGGGGGCCCGGGGGAGUUCCCCACGGGCUGCUGGGCCCCGGCCCCAUGAACGGCUUCCCCCUUUUGUCUCCCCCAGACAUGUCGAGCCGCGCCGUGUGCCGCCACUUCAUGCUCAAGGGCAGCUGCAGGUACGAGAACAACUGUGCCUUCUACCACCCCGGCGUCAACGGGCCCCCCCUGCCCUGACCCCAAAAACCCCCAAAUCCACCCCAAAAACCCGCCCCGCCCCGCUUAUGGCUUCCGUGAGGCCUCGGGGGGGAAAACGGCGGAAAAAACGGAGAAAAAAGGGGAAGAAAAAGCAAAUUACGGCGGUGCGGUGGCGGCGGUGGUGGUGGG